GAUUUUGAAAUUUAGACACGCAGAGUGGACUAGUUGUAGUUUCUCCCCAGCUUCUUUCUCUCUGUUCCUUAUCUUCUCCAAAGACCCUUUUGGCUACUGAUCCGAGAAACAAAGAAAGAGUCAGAGAUGACAAAGACAACGCAGAGAAUGAAAGCAUUGAUGGGCUUUAUCUUUCUGGUUUUGUUUGCAACUUUCCCAGCCUGUUUCUCACAAGACAGUCAGUUUGCCCAUGUUUUGACAAAGUCAACCAGUAAUCGCUUUGGCUCCUCAGCUAUUUUUCCAGUCCAGGGCAAUGUUUAUCCUCUUGGGUACUACUCUGUGCACCUUAAAAUAGGCAAUCCACCCAAGGUUUAUGACCUUGAUAUUGAUACUGGGAGUGACUUCACUUGGGUCCAAUGUGAUGCACCUUGUACUGGUUGCACUAAGCCCCGAGAUCUUCUUUAUAAACCCAAGCAAAACAACCUUGUCAAUUGUGUGGACCCUGUAUGUGCUGCCAUGCACUUGCCGGGAAAACCGAAGUGCAAGGAUCCGAAAGAGCAAUGUGAUUAUCAGGUCAACUAUGCAGAUCAGGGUUCUUCUUUAGGUGUGAUCAUCAAGGACAACUUUCCCCUUCGACUUUUUAAUGGCUCCAAUAUUGCCCCCCGUUUGGCCUUUGGGUGUGGAUAUAACCAAAAAUAUUCUGGGUCACACUCUCCACCAUCAACAGCUGGAGUCCUAGGCCUUGGAAAUGGCAAAGUAAACAUAGUGUCACAAUUGCGUAACAUAGGCAUAACAAAGAAUGUGUUAGGCCACUGUUUAAGCGGGCGAGGGGGAGGGUUUUUAUUUUUUGGAGAUGAUUAUGUCCCUUCUUCUGGAAUCGUAUGGACACCAAUUACAAGCAAUCCAACGGACAAACACUAUUCAUCAGGACCUGCUGAACUUGUUUUUGGUGGAACAUCUACUGGUGUAAAGGGCCUCACUAUGAUCUUUGAUAGUGGAAGUUCUUACACUUACUUCAAUUCCCAAGCUUACCAAGCUACAGUCAAUCUGAUAAAAAAGGAUUUAAAUGGAAAGCCAUUAAAAGAUGCUGCUGAGGACAAAUCACUAUCAAUAUGCUGGAAAGGCAAAAAGCCUUUCAAAUCUGUUGGUGAUGUCAAGAACUACUUCAAGCCUUUAGUACUGAGCUUUACAAAUGCCAAGAAUGUUCAGCUGCAACUAUCACCUGAAGCUUAUCUAAUUGUUACUAGACAUGGAAAUGUGUGCUUGGGAAUUUUAAACGGCCAUGAAGUUGGACUCGGAAAUCUUAACUUAAUUGGAGACAUUUCUAUGCAAGAUAAAAUGGUGGUUUAUGAUAACGAGAAGCGUCAGAUUGGAUGGGCUCCUGCAAAUUGCGACAGGCUUCCUAAGUCCUGAACCAUUCUCUUGUAAUUGACUUCCAUUACUAUAAUUCUACUGAGCUUUCACAGAGGGUUUUUUUUUUUUUUUUCCUCAUGUACAUUGACAGCAUUGAUCGUGAUUAUAAUGAAGGUUUUUCUGGACCUCAUGCAGCCAACUUGGAUGGCUUAGUAGAGAAUUAUCUUGCAUUUUUUGCUUCGUGAGAAGAUCAAUAAGCCUAGCCCAAAAGGUUCCAAAA
Quercus lobata is the source of this 1612-nucleotide messenger RNA. RefSeq names its product aspartic proteinase Asp1-like. The transcript has 8 exons. Bases 127 to 1392 code for a protein of 421 amino acids. The record is from RefSeq and is a predicted model, not a curated record. Gene Ontology annotation, molecular function: aspartic-type endopeptidase activity. Gene Ontology annotation, biological process: proteolysis. NCBI's taxonomy places the organism in Eukaryota, Viridiplantae, Streptophyta, Magnoliopsida, Fagales, Fagaceae.